Astrephomene gubernaculifera is the source of this 431-nucleotide messenger RNA. Lineage: Eukaryota; Viridiplantae; Chlorophyta; Chlorophyceae; Chlamydomonadales; Astrephomenaceae. The record is from the annotation of a GenBank genome assembly.
GUGUACGAGGCCACGUUUCGAGGUCGCAAGGUGGCGGUUAAGACCGUUGUGAUUGAGGACGAGAAGCAACGGCAGGCGCUAGCCAAAGAGGCCCAACUGACUGCUCGGUUCAGGAACUGUGAGCGGGUGGUUGAGCUGCUGGCUGCCUCCCUCGGACUGGGUCCGGCCGGCAGCCAGACGCCGCAAGAGGGCUCCUCGAGCAUCGGCGGGGCUGGCAGGACGUCGCAAUUAAGGCGCGACAGCAGGGGCGAAGCGGGUUUAGAUUCAGCCGCCGCCGCCCCCGCCACCCCUGCACAGCCCCCGGGCGCCGCAGCUUCCCUUUCACCCUCUCCCUCGCCUCCGACGCCGUUGGACCAACACGCCCCCGGCGGCACGCUCCCAGCCACCAUGGCCACUGCCGCAGGUCCAAGAACCAGCAGCGACAACGACAC